GUGUGUGUGUGUGUGUGAGCGCGCGCGUCUGCUUCAGCGUCCUUAUCUCCAGUGAACCAAUCGUGACCCUGAACCUGAGGUGCUGUUGGAUCCAGGUGACUCCUCCCACCUGUACAGGAAAAUACCGUACCGUCAGCUGAGCAGAAGCUUUUUUUGUGGUGACAACGCAAGUGUGCUGCAUCAGGCUCCUCCCACUGGUGACAUCGCAGCUGUGUGGAUAUAAAGAGCGAUGAGCGGCAGAGGGACCUGCGCGUCAUGUGGUGUCGAGGUUUCCUGCAGCAGACGGUCAGACAUGUUUCCAGCAGGCAGGCGGGCGUCAUCUUCGAUGUGGAUGGCGUCCUGGUGCGUGGGUCCGCCGUGAUCCCAGCUGCUCGGCGAGCUUUCAGGAAGCUCCUGGACAGUAACAACAACUUCCUUUUUCCCACUGUCUUCGUCACCAAUGCAGGAAGCUGCCAGAGACACCACAAAGCCCAGCAGCUGUCUCACCUGCUGGACGUCCAGAUCACGCCGGAGCAGGUGGUCCUUUCCCACAGUCCUUUGCAGAUGAUGAAGAGUUUCCACGAUAAAUGCGUCCUUGUGUCUGGACAGGGGCCGGUGACACACAUCGCCAACACUUUGGGUUUUCAGAGGGUGAUGACCAUGGAGCAGCUCUCAGAACACCACCCCCUGCUGGACAUGGUGGACCACAGCAGGAAUCCCACACUUCCUUCAUCUCCACCACAGAGUCUCCCCCAGAUACAAGCGAUCAUCCUGUUUGGGGAGCCAGUCAGAUGGGAGACCAAUUUGCAGCUGCUGAUUGACGUGCUUCUGACCAAUGGCAGGCCAGAGUGUGGGUAUGACACCCAGCUUUCACCACAGCUGCCAGUCUUAGCCUGCAACACGGACUUGCUGUGGAUGGCUGAGGCCCCAUCACCACGGUUUGGCCAUGGGAUGUUCUUACUGUGUCUGGAGUCAGUCUACAGGAAGCUGACGGGUCGGGAACUGGAGUACAAGGCACUGCUGGGAAAACCCAGUCUGGUAACCUACCAGUAUGCUGAGCAGGUGUUGCGACAGCAGAACUGCAACCGCAGGCUGAACACCAUCUAUGCCGUGGGUGACAACCUAAUGACGGACAUCUAUGGUGCUAACUUGUACAACCGUUACCUGGGUCAGCGGCAUGCUGCUGUGACAACCACCACCAGGCUGGUUGCCCGGGGAAUGGGAAGUGAGGUGAUGGCAGAGGAGGAGCCAAUGUCUGCAAUUCAGUGCCACUCUAUCCUGGUGUGCACAGGUGUCUACAAUCCCCGUUUCCCACUGCCUAGUGACCAGAAUAGCAGCAUCAUGGAGACGGUGUUUCACGGUCACAGAGACCUGGUACCGGAGCCUGACCUGAUGGAGCCGAGUUACAUGGUGGAGGACGUGGAGGCUGCUGUGGACCUGCUGCUGCAGCAGGAGGGCUCUGACCUCUGACCUUCACAACGGGAAACCUGCACCUGGUUCUCAUCAACAUACUCCUCUGCCUUUAAUCAGAGCUGGUGCUAAAUUAGAUUGCCUGGAGGGACACACUCUCUCCUACUCUGAUUGGUUGUUUCGUUGGAAAAAGUCCUGAUCAUCAGUGUGUUGAAUAAAGUUUAGAAAUCUCUGAA
Maylandia zebra (zebra mbuna) is the source of this 1625-nucleotide messenger RNA. Its product is annotated as haloacid dehalogenase-like hydrolase domain-containing 5. Lineage: Eukaryota; Metazoa; Chordata; Actinopteri; Cichliformes; Cichlidae. Gene Ontology annotation, cellular component: mitochondrion. The record is from RefSeq and is a predicted model, not a curated record. Gene Ontology annotation, biological process: glycerophospholipid biosynthetic process.